UGACCAGCUGAUAUUUUCUUUCCUCAGGACCAGCUGUUCCUGGCACUGAGGAGUACCUAACUGGAGCCAUAUGAUCUUAUCAACACAUUUGAGAAUUGUACCGAAACACUGACAAACACUCUGGUGCAGCAAUGUCUGUCAUAGAGGAAAAUCGCCCUUUUGCCCAGCAACUAUCCAAUGUCUACUUUACUAUACUUUCACUUUUUUGUUUUAAACUUUUUGUGAAAAUCAGCCUUGCCAUUCUCAGCCACUUCUACAUUGUAAAGGGGAACCGUAAGGAGGCAGCAAGGAUAGCUGAUGAAUUUUAUGGAAUUCCUCAAGGGCAAGGUUCUUGGGCAGAUCGUUCACCACUGCAUGAGGCAGCCAGUCAAGGACGUCUCCUUUCUCUAAAAACUUUACUGUCACAGGGUUACAAUGUGGACACUCUGACAAUUGACCAAGUCACUCCACUGCAUGAAGCCUGCCUAGGAGAUCAUGUAGGAUGUGCAAGAAUCCUUCUUGAAGCAGGGGCAAAUGUAAAUGCUACAACAAUUGAUGGAGUGACCCCAUUAUUUAAUGCAUGUUCAAGAGGCAGUGCAUCUUGUGCAGAGCUUUUGUUGGAGUAUGGUGCCAAAGCUCAGUGGGAGUCAUGUCUCCCUUCACCGACUCACGAAGCAGCCAGUAGAGGUCACAGUGAAUGUCUGGAAGUUCUGAUCUCCUGGGGCAUAGAUGUUGACCAAGACAUUCCUCAUCUGGGAACACCUCUAUAUGUAGCUUGUGUUUCACAGCAGAUCCAUUGCAUUCGAAACCUUCUUUAUGCAGGAGCUAAUGUACAGAAAGGAAAGUAUUUGGACACUCCACUACAUGCAGCGGCUCAGCAACCCAGUACAGAGAUAGUAAAUUUACUUCUUGAAUUUGGGGCCAACAUUAAUGCCAAGAAUACAGAUUUUGAACGGCCCGUAGAUUUAGCUGCCCCAAGCAGUUUGGUGGAGAGAAUGUUGCUUCUGCAUGAAGCUACUCCAUGCUCUCUUUGCCAACUCUGCCGACUAUGUAUCCGAAAUUGCAUAGGAAGAGCAAGACUGCAUCUUAUCCCCCAACUUCAGUUGCCAACAAUAUUGAAGGAGUUUUUACAGUAUAGAUAAAAUAGUGGCUAACCUUUAGAAACUUGAACAAGUACUGUUUUGUCUGUAUGCUGAAUGUUCACAUGAAGAACUUCUGAGGAAAUAGUCUUUUACAUAUUACUAUACUAAGUCUUUGACACCAGAAGUCGUGAUGUAACAAUAUUUGGGAGCCCUUGAACGACUCGGUGCCAAGGUGCUAAUACAACUGAGUAAAAUGAAGUGUGCUAAUACCCUGGGAAAUGAUUGUAUAGCUAGCUUUAGCUUAACACUUACUAAUUAGCUAUUUUGCUGAUAAAGUUAAUUAAUUGUAUUUGUACGUUAUAAUCUGUUUGAUACAUCUGAAACCUCACAGAGUUUCUUUACAAGUAUUGUUGAGUUUGUCAAUUUGGAUUUAUUAUUCUAUAUUUGUAAAUGUCUGUUAUUUGUGUCUAGAAAUACACGGCAAUAGGUAUACUCUAUAAGUUGGAAAAAUAAAUAGGUCUCUCAAUUUUUCUUUCUUGCUUUCCCUAUAUAGGCAAUUCAUAAAUGACAACUGAUGAGAACUCAUUUCAACCCCCUCCUCCCCUUUCCCCAGCACACAGUUUUAGAACAAACAAGCAUAUGGACAGGAGAAGUGAUUUCCCCCUUCCUCUCUAACACCACUUCCAUUGCCACAGUUAAUUGGAGACCCAGAAGCCCUAUUUUUUGGCAUAACCCUGAAAAGGAAACAGAAAAUGUCUUCACAUCAACAGCACUUUUUCCUGACCUUGAUCCUACCAUUGGCUCCCCUGCUAAUGACUGGAAUCCUAACUUGUGUAAAGGGCACUCUAGACCCUAGUGCUCUGCCUUUUGCAGGAGAUGGUGAGCAAUCUGACUCUUCUGCACGUACCAUUGCCAGUAUGCCAUAAGAGCCAUUUGUUCUGGACAGUGGGCAAACUCAUCUCCUUCAUAAUCACCAGUCAUUUGUUUCAGUCACUGGCUUCACCGUGGCAUUGAGCUUCUAAGAAGCUGGUUUGAUGCCAAUGGUGUCCUCUGUGAGGACCCAGUGGCUAGUAUGCCCAAGGUUGUGGUGAUCUUGAUGAUACAACUUCUGUAUGUCAUCCUCACUAAUCACAAAAGGUGUAUAAUGGUUUGUGGGUAUACCUGCAUUUCAGACAGGUAAUACUAAGUUUUCCUGGGCUCAGAGGGUUGCAUGGACAGUAUUGGCAUCUCUGGGGCAAGCUUGGCUCUCCUCCUCCUCCUCAAGAUAUACCAUCCUAACAUGGUCAGAUGUUGUGUUCCCUUAUUUGUCUCAAGAUAUACCAUCUCCCUUAUCUCCCCACUCUCCCUGCUAGUCUCCUAUUUCCUCUGUCCCAACCCUUCUCCCCAAGGCCCUUAUAGCAACUGUUGCUUGGUUGCUAUCUUGCUGGCUUGCUCUCUAAUAGAUUCACUCUCACUUAUACUCUCCUGCGUCUUUGGUUGUUUAAUCAGAAUGGACUUAUGAUCCCAGGUUUGCAGAACAAAUGAGUGGCUAGACUACUGAAUAGUAAAAACUGAACCUGCUGACUUAGUCAAGCCUGUGGCUUUUGAAAAUCUAGAUUGAGCAGAUGGCUCCUUAACCGUGUCCUGAUACUACCCUCUUGUAUUAAGCAGGACAUUUGGGCCUGACUAGCAAGCUGUUCUGAAAAUCCAAGUCCCAAUUAGGCAACAGCCACUUGCCCUAUGCAACCUAUUGAAAAUUUUGGCAUAAAUCUUUAGAGAGUGAAAACACCUAAUCUUAAUGCAAAAUAUUGACAUUACAUUGUAAUAAUGAAACAAAAGCACCACACAAAGUUUUCUCU
This is a messenger RNA of Mauremys reevesii (Reeves's turtle), 2899 nucleotides long. RefSeq names its product ankyrin repeat and SOCS box containing 5 (gene ASB5). Gene Ontology annotation, molecular function: protein binding. NCBI's taxonomy places the organism in Eukaryota, Metazoa, Chordata, Testudines, Geoemydidae. The record is from RefSeq and is a predicted model, not a curated record. Gene Ontology annotation, biological process: positive regulation of protein catabolic process; intracellular signal transduction; protein ubiquitination. The coding region runs from base 132 to 1121 and encodes 329 amino acids. The transcript is spliced from 7 exons.